CUCAAUUAAUUAUAUAUUUAUCAAACUUUGAGUUCGACACACAGCUACCAACAUGAGUCUUCGCGCGCUUUCCAUUUUCCUGCUGUGUUGUGUGGUGUUCGUCGCGGCUAUGCCCGCUGAUGAGAGCCUUGUAGGCGCAGAGUCCGCGCACCCUGGUGGCGGAUGGGGCAACGGUGGCUAUGGGGGCUAUGGGGGCGGCUAUGGGGGUGGCUAUGGAGGAGGACAUAGAGGUGGCAGGGGAGGCUACGGUGGAGGCUACGGCGGAGGCUACGGUGGAGGCUACGGUGGAGGCCACGGUGGAGGCUGGGGCUGGGGGCGUUAAAGUAGUAAACACAAACGGCGAGUGACACAAAACUUCAUAUCGUCCUUUGUAUGAAAUUCUGUGCCCUGAAUCGAAUGUUUUGUAAGCUCUAAGGAAAUGUACCUAAAUGAUUUUUUAUACCAAAUAAAUGAUUGUCU
Messenger RNA from Aricia agestis (brown argus), 459 nucleotides. Its product is annotated as ctenidin-1-like. NCBI's taxonomy places the organism in Eukaryota, Metazoa, Arthropoda, Insecta, Lepidoptera, Lycaenidae. The transcript is spliced from 2 exons. The coding region runs from base 53 to 322 and encodes 89 amino acids. The record is from RefSeq and is a predicted model, not a curated record.